Messenger RNA from Cephus cinctus (wheat stem sawfly), 2334 nucleotides. RefSeq names its product serine/threonine-protein phosphatase 2A 65 kDa regulatory subunit A alpha isoform (gene Pp2A-29B). NCBI's taxonomy places the organism in Eukaryota, Metazoa, Arthropoda, Insecta, Hymenoptera, Cephidae. Gene Ontology annotation, cellular component: protein phosphatase type 2A complex; cytoplasm. The transcript is spliced from 10 exons. The record is from RefSeq and is a predicted model, not a curated record. The coding region runs from base 215 to 1996 and encodes 593 amino acids. Gene Ontology annotation, biological process: protein dephosphorylation. Gene Ontology annotation, molecular function: protein binding; protein phosphatase regulator activity.
UCAGUGAUUCAUGGAGUCGCAAAGCAGGUUCCGACCGCUCUACAAUAAUUAUCAGUUCUCUAUAAUUAUGCUGUAAUUCACACAUAUUGGGCGACAUUAUUCGAUUUUAUAACGCGAGUAUCAUUAAAUUGUCUGCCAAAAUCGUCGUGAGGAACGUAUAUCCGGUUCGACACUGUGCGAGACACGAAAGUGUUAAAGUGUGGUCAGCAGCAAAAUGGCAGCGUGCGACUCUAUCGCGGACGACAGUCUUUACCCGAUCGCUGUUUUGAUCGACGAAUUGAAAAACGAGGAUGUCCAGCUACGAUUGAACUCUAUCAAAAAGUUAUCUACCAUUGCUCUUGCAUUGGGCGUAGAGCGUACUCGCAGCGAACUAAUUCCAUUUCUGACAGAAACCAUAUACGAUGAAGAUGAGGUACUCCUUGCACUUGCCGAGCAACUCGGCACUUUCACUCCUCUUGUUGGUGGACCUGAAUUUGUACACUGUCUUUUGCCUCCACUGGAGUCUCUUGCAACAGUGGAAGAGACAGUAGUACGUGAUAAAGCUGUUGAAUCCCUACGUAACAUCGCAAGUCAGCACAGUCCUACUGAUCUACAAGAACACUUUGUUCCUUUGGUACAACGUUUAGCCUCUGGAGAUUGGUUUACGUCGAGAACAUCAGCUUGUGGAUUAUUCAGUGUUUGCUAUACUCGUGUAAGCCCUACAUUAAAAGCUGAGCUGCGAAAUCAUUUCCGUAAUCUAUGUCAGGACGAUACGCCCAUGGUUAGACGUUCAGCUGCAUCAAAGCUAGGAGAAUUCGCGAAAGUUGUAGAGGUCGGCUAUUUGAAAUCAGACCUGAUCCCAAUGUUUGUCAUCCUUGCCCAAGAUGAACAGGCAAGUUCGGACUCAGUUCGUCUGUUAGCUGUUGAAGCUUGCGUCAGUAUUGCUACCCUCUUGCAACAAGAGGAUGUCGAACAAUUGGUCAUGCCAACUCUUCGAAAUUGCGCAUCCGAUCAGUCGUGGAGAGUACGAUAUAUGGUUGCUGACAAAUUCACUGAUCUGCAAAAAGCAGUUGGCCCAGAAAUAACAAAGACAGACCUGGUACCAGCGUUUCAAGUAUUGCUUAAGGAUGCCGAAGCUGAGGUUCGCGCGGCAGCUGCAGACAAAGUUCGUGACUUCUGUCAAAAUCUGGAUCAAUUUAAUCAAGAGUCUAUCAUCAUGUCAAACGUUUUACCCUACAUAAAAGAACUUGUAUCAGAUCCAAAUCAACACGUCAAAUCAGCACUAGCGAGUGUUAUUAUGGGUCUCAGUCCGAUUCUGGGAAAGCAUCUUACUAUCGAACAUCUGUUACCCUUAUUUCUGUGUCAACUAAAAGAUGAGUGCCCUGAAGUGCGUCUUAAUAUAAUCAGUAACCUUGACUGUGUCAAUGAAGUGAUUGGCAUUCAACAACUAUCGCAAUCCCUCCUGCCUGCUAUUGUGGAAUUAGCAGAGGACUCCAAAUGGCGAGUGCGGCUGGCCAUUAUUGAAUAUAUGCCGUUACUAGCAGGACAACUGGGUGUGGAGUUUUUCGAUGAAAAAUUAAACUCUCUCUGUAUGACCUGGCUAGUUGACCACGUUUACGCGAUCCGAGAGGCUGCUACUUUAAACUUGAAAAAACUUGUAGAAAAGUUUGGCCCAGAAUGGGCACAACAUACAGUGAUUCCCAAAGUAUUGGCCAUGUCCAGGGAUCAAAAUUACCUUCAUAGGAUGACAUGUCUUUUCUGCAUCAAUGUAUUGGCUGAGGUAUGCGGACCGGAAAUAACGACAAAGUUUAUGCUCCCAACUGUUUUGGCAAUGGCUAAUGAUAAUGUUGCCAACGUCAGAUUUAAUGUUGCUAAAACCUUGCAGCGUAUUGGACCCUACUUAGAGCCUAGUGCAGUUCAGACUCAAGUAAAGCCUGUCCUUGAAAAACUAAAUACCGAUGAUGACGUAGAUGUGAAAUACUUUGCUUCAGAGGCAAUUUCCGGCAUUGCAGGUUGAGGUUGAGCAGGUCAUCAACAGCAUUUACCAUAUACCCAACAAUAUUCAACAAAUUUUUUAAAAAAUGAGAAUACAACCCGUUACAUUAUUUCCACCUAAUACACGCGGCAAAUCAAUAAUGUUAAUAGACGAACAAACAAACGCCGACGACAGGAGUUAACAAACAAAAAUUAGCAGUUAACGUUAUACGAUAAUUUAAGUUCUGUUGUAUUUGUAUGUCUCUAUAAUAUUAUACUAAUUAUCAACCACUCGAUUCAAUUGGUAUCAUGUAUCCCUCGUACAUACUUAAGUAAUUGUCUUAACGAGUAAUGAUUAAUAAAGAGAAUGACUCGAAAUCA